GCCGCCCGGCCGCACAGUGGGCCGGAUGACAUCGUCGGAGGCUGUCAAAAUCUCGGACGUGUGAUGUUGCUCCAGAGUCUCAUAAACAGGACAGGCCUUGAACCAGACGCGUGACCCCUUCAGUGGAUUCCUCCUAAGAAGAGCAAUCUAUUGCCUUCGCCGGUCUUCUGGUUCGCCGUGCCCGGCCGCCGCCGCGCUUGUCCUUGGACGCGGGGAUGGCUCGGCUCACGAUGACUCGCUGACGCAGCAUUUCACUCUCGUUCCCGCCGCCGACGCAGCGCCCUCUCCCCUGUCCACGCGACCUGCCGCCACUCUCCCCGUGCGUGCGGCUCGCUCGCACAGUCAGUGCAGUGUCAGACACCAGCUUGUGUGGAGCGUGCGCUUCUUCAUCCUCGGCACGGCAGUCGCGUCCUGGCGUUCUUCCACUCGUACACCGGCUCAUCCACGUGAUCCUGCGCUACGGUUUAACGGGUGACCUGUCAUCGUAGUUGUGGCGGAACCAAUCAGAAUGUCGGACCAGCCAGCGAAACCGAAAUCAGUGUCUUACAACGCUGCCCGCGGGCCGUGCACGGUGUGCGCCGAGCCGGGCCUUCCCUGCUCGCGCUGCCGCGUGGACUACUACUGCGGCAAGGCGCACCAGAAGGCCGACUACCACCGCCACCGCAAGGGCUGCGGCGUGCUGGAGAUGCGCAGCAGCCCCGAGCUGAAGCGCCACCUGGUGGCCACGCGCGACAUCCCCGCCGGCACGGUCAUCAUGAGGGAGCUCCCGCUUGUGUGCUUCCCGCGGCCCUACCUGCUGCCCGGCCAGAUGCUGUGCGUGGUGUGCUGCCGGCAGCUGGCGGGGAGCAUCUCGGCCUGGCGGCAGUGCGGCGCGUGCGGCUGGCCCGUCUGCGGCGUCUCCUGCGCCCAGGCAGACGUCCACCGCGCCGAGUGCCAGGCCUUCCAGCGAAGCGGCUUCAAAGUCAGCAAGGGUGACCUGAGGCGCGUGGACGCUGACUGGAUGAACGCCCUGUCCACUCUCCGCACCUGUCUGGCCGCGGACACACUGCCGCAGCUGCGAGACCUCCAGGACCACUUGAACUCGGACGACGCGCUGAAGAGCUGCCCGGCCGACCAGAUGGGCAUGCUGAUGGCCAUGACGUUCGGGCGGAACCGCGUGUUCGACAAGACGGUGGCCUGGCUGCAGCAGAAGGCGGGCAUCACGUGGAUCCCGGCGGACAAGCUUCGCCGCGCCGUGGCGGCCAAUCAGAUCAACGGCUUCUGCGACGACACGACUGGCGGCGGCCGCGCCGUCGGCGGACUGGCCCGUGGGGCGCUGUACUCCGGCCUUUGCAUCCUGGAACACAGCUGCGCCUCCAACACCUACAUGCUCCUGGAAGUGGACGAGACGGGCCAGAGGCUCGUCAUGGUGUCGAGGGACGUCAAGAAGGGCGAGCACCUCUCUGUCGACUAUCAGGACUGUCCUUUCCGGUCCAUGUCGGAGCGUCGGCGGGACUGCUGCACCAGAGGCUUCCUGUGCCGCUGCGUCUUGUGCGAAGACCCCACGGAGCUGGGGCUGUACCUGAGCUCCCCUUGCUGCAAGCGCUGUUCAAAGCGCGAGAAGAUGACCUACAUCGAUGGAAAGUGCGGUGGCUGUGGCGAGGAGACGGCAGUCACCAUGGCUGAGCCCAACGCAGAGUUUCGGCGCCUGCAGGCACAGGACAACCCACGGCGCUGGGAGCGUUUCGUUGAGCAGUUCCUGUGGCCGAAGGGCCCCCUGCACCCGACCCACUGCAUGGUGCUGCACGCCAAGAUGCAGGUCGUUGAGGCACUGGAGAGAUCUCAGCUGGGAUAUCAGAUUCUGCUCACCACCGAUGAUGAGGCCGUCCGCUGGGAGUCUCUCUGCGGCGACGUGCUGCGUGCCCUGGAAGUGAUCCGCCCGGGCGCCAACGCCUACACGCAGAGCGUGCUGCUGGCCACCUACCACGUGAAGGGCCUGCAGAUGAAGAAAAGCCUCGCGGGCCCACGCAGCCGGACCCACAACAUGGAUAUGGCGAGGGAUUCCGUGAAGAUUAUCCUGCAGCUGGAGAAAAUGAUGAUCGCCGGAAGGGCCAAGGAGGUCCUGGAAGAACUGAAGAGUGACUGGAAGGACGUCUUCGCGAUGCCCAAGGAGCGUUUCGACGCGUUCAUCGCUGGCUGAAGGCGCACUCGCUGAUCCCGGUUUCAUGCGCCCUGACUGAACCACUCACCCCUUCUUUGAUAUUCUUUGUUAAAGGUUUCCUUGUAAUGUGUCUUGAAAUUGACAAUUUUUUUUCUUUUUGUUUAAGAUUACUGUUAACUGGAUUCUGAAAGAUUUUUUUUUGUUUAAAGAUUACUGUUAACUGGAUUUUGAAAGAUUUUCAAGGUUUCCUUCUUAUUGUUUGAAGUAAUCGCAAUUUACGCAACUGAAUUAUAGUAGACUUACAUACUGUA
Thrips palmi is the source of this 2451-nucleotide messenger RNA. RefSeq lists its product as uncharacterized. The coding region runs from base 509 to 2179 and encodes 556 amino acids. NCBI's taxonomy places the organism in Eukaryota, Metazoa, Arthropoda, Insecta, Thysanoptera, Thripidae. Gene Ontology annotation, molecular function: protein binding. The transcript is spliced from 13 exons. The record is from RefSeq and is a predicted model, not a curated record.